AGUGUUGUUCAUGUCUAUCUAUGGUGAUGCAUCAAAAAGUUUCAAGAAAUUUUUUUUUGUUGACUAGCACAAGUCCUUGACAUUUAAACUCUUGGGGUCUGUGUGAGGGGUGUGAUCUUUUCUAAUUUUAUUGAAUUCUUUUGUUUUAGUCUCUAUUUAAGCUGCAUCAGAUAAAAAGUUUAGUUUUUGUCUUUAGCUUUAUUUUCCUUUUCUUUUCACUGAGCCUAGCUUUAUAUGGAACUAUGAGAAAUGAACACUUUUAUGUGCCUAGUAUCUUGGAAUAGUAGAUCAAAACACUGUUAUGGGCCUGGCCUUAUUGCUUGUGAUGCUUUCAUCCCACACUGACACCCACAUAAAUGCCUACAUCUAAUGUUCAUUAUUUCAUGCUUCUUCAAUGUACUGGCGAUGUUUGGUUACACUUUUGAACUUUUCUACCCAAAUUCUCUCUGUCUCCUCCCUCUCUACUUUUGGUUAGUAAAGUUUCCCCUGUUUUGACAAAUUUAUUCAAACACCAUACUAGUACCUAUGCAAUAGUUGGCUCUAUAUCUAUUCACCAAAAAAGGAAGCAAAAAUAUUUUACAAUAUACAAUGUUAGUGUAUGAUAUGAAGUUAUUUUGACUUGUUAUUUGGGAUCUCGAAUUCCGUAUGUGAGCGCUUAAGUUUCUUCACUUGCAAUGGAAUUAUGGUAUGAUUACCUGUUAAACAUUCCUAAAACCUCAGUUUCCUUCUUCUAUUAGUAUUUGGUGUUUUUUUGAGAGAUUAUAUAAUUCUACCAAUUAACAUCAGAAACUCUUACCAUAUACAAUUUUGGGAAGUUGAUUGGAAUUGUAACAAGCACGUCAGUAGCAAGCUUUCCUUUUGUAUCUCAGUUUUCACAUUUUUUUAAUCAGAGUAUACGUUUCUACAAUUUCUUCAUAUUGCAAUUUCUCCCAAGAAUAAGCAUAAUUAAAGAAGGCAUUUUUCCAAUUGCUGAUGCAUUACUCAACAUUCACUAGGCAUAGAAGUUGAAGUCUGAUGAUAGUCAGAAAAAAAAAAACUUAAAAAGUAUUAAUUUCUGUUACAGGCAUGGGAACUAAAAUUGAAUAUUCCAUAAAUCUUCUAGCAUCCUCAGUAGACAGCAACAACUUCAUUGUGGGUGGUGUGGAUGUCUGGGAGCAUUAUCAGAACAAAGGAGUGACUAACAACCAUUGCAGUAUUGGAGUGAAUAAAUUGCAAGAUCCCAUGGAUAGGAUGCUUGACAGAAACAACUUAGAAUCCAUCAAAAAGACAAUGCAGAUGCAUGAGGACAUCUUCAAACACCAGGUAAGGGAGCUACACCGGGUAUACAGUGUGCAAAAGAUGAUGAUGAAUGAUCUAAGAAAGGAAACAAAACAAAACAAAAUUUGGACCCCUAUGAAUGGCAUAGACAUAAGCCGCCAUCCUCAUAUCCUUCAACAACACCACCAGCAAAGUACAAUAAUUUCAUAUGGACCUGGUUUGCAUGUUCAAAGUUUGAGAGAGGAGCUAUGCUCAAAAGAAAGGAGUGGAAGCUGUUCUGGAGAGACCAUAAAAAGGCAAAGGGGUUUUGAUCUAGAAAGGCCUGCUGAGAGAGACAUUUUUGGAGGCUGUGAUGAAGGUGAGGCAGGACCUAGCUCCUACACUUGUAAAAUAAGCAAUGGCGAUGGCUUUGAUGAAGACAUGGAAGUUGAUUUGACUUUAAGUAUAGGAGGAAGCCAAGUUAAGAAGAAUAAUAAGAAGUCUUAUCUGCUUCCAUUAGGGUGCUCAGACUCACCCAAUAGGAAAACUAAGGACCUCAAUUCUUCUGUCUCUUUCCAAUCAGAUAGGGUGGGAGAUUGCAGUGACCCCACCACCCCUAUUAGCAGUUCCAGUGUGACAUUUGAUCAAGAAAGAAAGGGGCCACAUUGGCUUUCUCAAGGUUUAAAGCUUAAAUAGGAGUUUAACUUGUUUGAUUGUAUCCUUCCACUCAACUCUCUACAUGGACCACUGAAUUUUUAUGGUUCAUGUGUUCAGAUUCCUAGAUUAGUUUUCACUUUAUUCCAAUAAAUGCAUAACUUACAUACCCACUUCUGUAUGUCCCUUUCUGUAAAUAGGUAGAGUUAGUUUUAUGUGCUUCUUAUAUUACUUUCAUGUCCAUUCUCAAAUGACCAUUAUCAAAUCAAAAGGGUUAAUAUUUCUUCUUUGC
Abrus precatorius (Indian licorice) is the source of this 2182-nucleotide messenger RNA. RefSeq lists its product as uncharacterized. NCBI's taxonomy places the organism in Eukaryota, Viridiplantae, Streptophyta, Magnoliopsida, Fabales, Fabaceae. Bases 1066 to 1932 code for a protein of 288 amino acids. The record is from RefSeq and is a predicted model, not a curated record. The transcript has 2 exons.